AUGAUCCUGGAAGGGAGAUAUAAUGAGGAGAUCGAAAAAUUGUAUGUCGUUUUGAAACAACUGAGUAGUAAUGAUAGUGUCGAGGAUUCCUGGGGGAAAUUACACACAUUGGAAUUGCUCACCCGAGACACCAUGAAGUAUUGUUUGAUCAGAAAGGGCUUUGAGAAUAAAGAUGGAGACAAAUGUUACGCUUCGGAAGUUACAAUAAGUUACUCUAGGUCUUACUGUGAGCCAAUAAUGCAUUUCAGGUUUUAUGACACCAGUCUCCCCGAUACACCGAUUAAUGAAAUAGAGAGUGUUCUUGAAAAGAAACUUCUAAAUACUGAAGAAUUCACAGGAUUUCAAAGAUCUUCGCAACAUCCAAGACAUGUCAUAAAUCCUGAUAUUCAUGGGCUCGCUGAUCCAGAAGUUCUGGAUAUUGAUGAUGUUUUGGAAGGCAAUGAUGAGGUACCACAAAACAAUACCAUGGACCAUAUUUUCAUCUAUUUGACCCUAGACUAUCAUACGGUGCUUGACCACCUGAUAUGGUUUUUCUUACAUCCUUGUGCCACGAGAGAUAUUGUACCCAAGAAUUCCCAAAACUAUUUGAUCGCAUGGUUCACAGUAUACGGGAAACUCAUUGAUUUCAAGGUUGAUCAGCUGGAGAUAAAAAAGGUUUUGACCAUCUGA
Molecule: messenger RNA, 669 nt
Organism: Saccharomycopsis crataegensis
Lineage: Eukaryota; Fungi; Ascomycota; Saccharomycetes; Ascoideales; Saccharomycopsidaceae
Exons: 1
Coding region: 1-669 (222 amino acids)
Molecular function (GO): ubiquitin-like protein transferase activity
Source: RefSeq, a predicted model, not a curated record